AACAUGCAUGUCAGUAUAAAAUUGUUAAACUACGAUACCGUUAAAACUUUUUUGGCGAAUGUAAUGAUAUUACUUUCAACUGUCCUACUUAAGUGCCUUUUUAUAUACUGUGAGACAAACUUAGAGAAGUUUCACUACACACUUUCUACUUUGUAGGACGUGAUUUAUUUAUCGAUGGCUGUAGUACCAUCUGGAGUUUCACUACAAACUAACUGCUUAUGGUGGUUUUGUGUAAACAUGAAGGGAGUGUGCUGCUGGUUUGUAUAGUAACGUCUUGGAAGACGUUUCUUUCAGCUGAUAAGGAUUCAACUUGUCAAUUAGUUUUAAAUUAUUUCCUCACAAAUUUAAGUGUCGAGACCUGUUCGCCAUUAAAAGUAUUCUGCAAGCCAACAGAGGUUGGUCGGCUAAAUGCUGCAUUUUGGGGCAUUGUGAACAAGGCAGUGGAAUUAGGUGUUGAUGUUCCAAACAUUUCUUCACAUGGAACUGACAUUCUGAGUUCCUACUUUGAUAACACAGAAUAUGACGAUGUGCUGGGAUUUCUUGGUGUUGGUUAUGUCAAUUAUGAAUGGUAUGGAAAGUGCAUCCAAGGAUCAGAUCUUGCUGCGGUGUUACCGGAGGAUAUUUAUUUGGAUCUUCUUGCUUUUGUUGCACAGAACUGGAAAGUGGACUUUGCUAGUACAAACAUGCAUUAUAUACCGCUUAUAAAGUGCGCUGGUGCAGAUGGUGAAGUGACAUACAUGAGUGUAUACGAAGCCAAAACAGAUGAUGGAAAGUUAUGUAUGCUAUCUGAUGAGUAUGUACCUUUGGUUAUCAAAUGGAACAAAAGCUACUUCUCAACCAUCUCUCGAACAGUCUUUUUGCCCAUGUCUACACACAAAGCACUGGAAAAAAGUAUGUAUGCAUGAAGAAUCUUACUGUCCAUGAGUAUGCUAUUACCGUCAUAAAAGCUGUGCAUGAGAAAAACCAAGUUCUUGCUUUUACACACUUCAUAUAUCAAUUACAUAAAGAGAAAUACAUGCCUGAAUGGAACAUAAACCAUCUGUGCAGCUUGGUACCUAUCGUAAAUAAUUGCAGUUCUGUCAUUGCUACAAGAAGCGCAGUUCUGCUGCCAUUCAGAAUGAGCAAGUGGGCUGCAUUGCUGGGUUAAAAUCCAUGGAGAGGCCAAAGUUAUGUUGAGCUUGCAGAUGAUUACAUGUCUGCUAGCAAGUUUUCUGAGGCUCAUGCAUAUGAAGAUCAUUUUUUGUCAUCUGUCAAGAAAUAUAUGCAAGCCACUGAUGUGCUGUCGUUGGUUCCUCCAGAUGCUGGCUUCCCUGCUGCAUCAUCUCCUUUAAUAUGAAGAAUGCACUUCUUCUAGAAUGGAUUGAGGAUUUAAGGUCUAGGGAUGUAACACUGCCACCAAAGUUUUUGAAUUGUAUCAUUUGCGGGACAUGGCUUAAGACAUCUGUUGGUUACUGCGCACCAUCAGAAUCUUUCCUGCUAAAUGAGGAAUGGGGUCAUUUGUUUCAGGCUGAAGCUGCCUUUGUGGAUGUGCCAAUGAUUGAUCAAGAAUUUUACUUGGGCAAAGUUGCUUCAUACAAAAACGUAUUGGAAACACUUGGUGUCAAGUUUGAGUUUUCUGAUGCAAUGUCAUAUAUUGGCAAGAAUUUCAUGUCAAUGGACGCAGGUGCUCUGACAGCAGAUAGCAUGCUUUCUCUCUCCAGUUCAUCAGAUUCCUGCAACAGGAGAACAUAUCACCUGACCAUCUCAUUUCGAGCAUCAGAACUGGGAGGUGGGUCAAGACUUGCCAUGGAUACAUGUCCCCUGCCGAGUCAAUCCUUUGCAGUUCAGAGUGGACAAUACCAUCCGAGAUUAGCUGUUUACCAUUCAUUGACAUUGAUUUUUAUGGCAAUGGUAUCAGUAGCUUUAAGUCAGAGCUUGAGAUAUUAGGUGUUCUUGUAAGAUUCAAACAGAACUACCAGGUAAUUGUGGAUAAUUUUAAGCUUCCGACAGGUUCAGUUACAUCUGGUGCUGCUAUUAUGCUACUCAAGUGUAUUCGAUAUGCCGAUUCAUGCAGAAAAUUGGUGAAAGGACUGAAGAAGCGUCCAUGGUUGAAGACCAAUGCUGAUUUCAGAGCUCCCCGUGAAACUUUUCUUCUUGAUUCCGAGUGGAAAUGCCUCGUUAAGUUCGCAGAUGUAGUUCCAUUGCUUGAUUUGUCUUUCUAUGGCGAUGAAAUCUUGUCCUAUCGGGAAGAGCUCACGAAGAUCAGGGUUGUCGCUAGUUUGUAACAAGCAAGCAAUGCUAUAACUUCUCAUCUGAAGAAGCUCUUGUCAACAUGUUCCAUUACAAAGGAAAUCAGGCUUGCCCUAAUCUCGUGCUACAAGGAGCUGAGUGAGAACAAAACAUUUCCUGCCAAUAUUCUUAAAUUUAUGCAUACUGAGAAGUGGCUGCAUCCUUCACAUGGAUUUAGGACACCAGAUAAAUGUGCCCUCUUUGAUUGCUCAUGGGAGCCUGUCAUUCCAGUUGCAAGUCUACCAUUCAUCGAUGACAGUGACUUCAUCCACGGCACGGGCAAGAAAAUCUAUAGCUACAAGAAGGAGCUGAAGGCUUUGGGUGUUGCUGUAGAUCUUAACCAUGGAGCAGAUAUUCUCUUGUCAAGUUUAGCUAUUGAUGAGACGCAUGAAAUUCCUAUCCCAAAUGGUUUACACCCUUGUCUAUCUCUGAACUCGACUCUCGUGGCUUUGCUUAAAUGCAUGCAACUAAGUGUUCAUCCAAGAAAGUUUGCAGAAGAAAUUCGAAAGAUGCAGAUCAAAACAACUCUUGGAUACCGGUAUGCAGAUGGAUGUAUCCUAUAUGAUUCAACUUGGUCUUCCUAUUUCCACAUGGAAGAUGGUCCUUUCAUCGAUGUAUCAUUCCAUGGCCCUGAUAUACUGUCAUAUAGGACAGAGCUCAAGAUGAUCGGAGUUGUCUUGGAUGUUGGCUCUGGAUGCUCUCUAAUGGCACUGAAUCUUAAAAGCUUCUCUAGAACGGACACUAUAUCUAGAAUAUACAGAUACUUCGCUGCAUUCAAAUGGGAACCUAAAAAAGAAGGUGAAAACUGGAUAUGGAUACCGAAGGGGAGAAGCAGUGGCCGGUGGGUGAGUCCUGGUGAUUGCGUUCUUCAUGACAGGAGUGGCUUAUUCAGUGUGCGUUUUAAUGUCUUGGAUAAUUACUAUGAAAAAGAUUUGUUUCCCUUUUUCUCCACAGCCUUUCAUGUCAGGCACAGCCCAAGAGUUUUGGAUCACUGCAUUCUUUGGCGCUCAUGGGAGUGCACAUCCUUUGAGUUGAGACCAGCUAGUUGUUGUUCCUUCUGGGAGUUCAUCGGUAGUCAUUGGAAUACAACGACGGCAAAUCUCCUGUCAGGAUCUGUCACAAGAGUUCCUGUUCUUGUCAAUGACAAGAUCGUCCUCCGGGAGGUUGAAGAUGUGUUUGUUCCGGACGAUCUCCUCCUGAAGCACUUGUUUGAUCAGUUCUCUUCAAACCCAAUGUUCGUCUGGUACCCAACAGGUCUGUCAUUUGUUUCUCGUGCUAAGAUGGACAUUAUCUACCAGAGUUUAGGUGUCCGGUCAAUAUCCAAGGCCGUCAUUAAGGAUGAAUCUUUCCGUCCAAACUUGAGUUCUUGUCAAGUGGUCGAGACAACUGAUGCCAUUGUAACCCCUGGAUUUCUUAGAAUUAUCCUUGCUUUCCUGGCUAACCCGGUCCUUGAGAUUGCUUCAGAGAAGAGGCAUCAGAUGGUCUCUUGUCUGCCCGGCACAAAGGUUCUUGAGAUGAUAGAACCUAUCACUGUGAGCUACAAAGUAGAACUGCUAUCUUCGGGAAGAACGGUAUCAGUUAAAGUUCGUAGGAUGUUUAGGUGGGAGAGGGAGGACCGCAAGCUGUACAUUCAGAAAUCUGUUGGGUUGCUUGGAAGGACAGCUAAGAUGGAGAUGGCGACAUGCUUUGCAGAGGAAAUGUCUCAGGGACUGCUCUAUGAUAGAGUUGAUCUCAUUUCUUCGCUCACUGAGCUUCUCAAGAUUGGUUUCCUUGUUGAUUUUGAGGGGGGUGAGGUUGAGUUCCUGCUCAGGAGCAAGAACCUCCAGCUCUUUCCAGAGGAUGUGGAUUUUCUUCUAGAUGCAUUUCCUGCAAGGGUCUUGGAGGAUGACCUAUGCUGUUGACUAUGCUGCUUUUUUUAUGUUGUUGAAAUUCCAGCAGGCACCAACAAUAAUUCUAGGUUCUCACAACUGUUUCAUCGAGCGCAGGUUCUCACAACUGUUUCAUCGAGAAAAGAACAGCAUGUCCUUAUUUUCCAAUCAAUUCAUUCCUGGUCUCUUGUCUUCUCUGUGGAGUUUAGAUAUGCCACAGGGAUAUGCAUUCCUUUACUUCUGAUUUCGGUCUAUUACAUGUUCAGUGUUCAUUAGUACAUUGGCUCCAGAAACUAUGUUCCCUGACUUGAAAAUCAGUUGAAAAGCGUCAAGUUGUCCUCCUGUGGAACAUUCACCUAAUUCGCCUGUCCUCGGAGAUUAAUCAGCUGCAGGAAAUGCAAUUAGUAGGCAAGAAAGGUGUGUAGUCCGUCGCGGCAAUAAACCUCUCUUUUGCUUGAGCUGGUUCUUGAACUGCGCAUGCAAAUUGUGAACGAACAAUUCUGAUCAGUAAACAGAGGUAUCAGGUCCCGGUUUAUGUUAA
Lolium perenne is the source of this 4677-nucleotide messenger RNA. The record is from RefSeq and is a predicted model, not a curated record. Lineage: Eukaryota; Viridiplantae; Streptophyta; Magnoliopsida; Poales; Poaceae.